This is a messenger RNA of Brachypodium distachyon (stiff brome), 1091 nucleotides long. RefSeq names its product translation initiation factor IF-2. Gene Ontology annotation, biological process: response to osmotic stress. The record is from RefSeq and is a predicted model, not a curated record. Gene Ontology annotation, cellular component: nucleus. The coding region runs from base 95 to 862 and encodes 255 amino acids. Gene Ontology annotation, molecular function: calmodulin binding. The transcript has a single exon. NCBI's taxonomy places the organism in Eukaryota, Viridiplantae, Streptophyta, Magnoliopsida, Poales, Poaceae.
CUCCAGUCCCAUUCAUCCCACAAGCCACGAAACUCAAAAGCUCAAAAACCCAAUCCGCGAAAGUGCUAGAGCGAAUCCCCCUCCCUCCCAUCCCAUGGCGAACCGCUACGACAACACCAGCAGCUGGUCCCCCUUCCCAGCGCCCGCGACGAGCCUGAUCUGGCCUCACGGCGGCGCCGCCUCCUGCAGGUUCUCCUCCUCUCCCGCCGCCUUCGAGAACGACGCGCUCGCCUCCGCGCUGCUCCAGGCCUCCAUGAUGCCGCCGCCGCCUUCGUCCCCGACCCCGUCCUCCUCCACCACCACCUCCUCCGCGUCCGAGCUCUCCUCCGUCCACCACCACGACACGCCCGCGCCCGCGCCGCACGGCGCGGCGGCCAACAACAAGGUCCAGGCGCGGCGCGGCAAGGGCCGCGGCGGCGUCUCCAAGCGGAAGCCGAAGCCCCGGCCGUCUCGCCGCGCGCCGACCACCUACAUCAGCGCCGCCCCGGCCGACUUCCGCCGCAUGGUGCAGGAGGUCACCGGCCUCGCCGUCCCCGCCGGCGCCGGCGCCGCCGCGGCGUGUCCGGUGGCGUCCGCGUCCUGGCCUCAGGACCAGCUCGCGUUCGUGCUCCCGACGCUGGACACGUCCGCCUCCUUCAUGCUCGACCGCGCGCCGCUGUUGCCGCCACUGCAGCGCUGGGAUGACAAGGCCAAGGCGUCGUCGGACGGAGCAGCGACCGCAAUGGCUGCGCCGACAGCGAGGGAGGAGACGGUACCGGAGGACUACCCGUCGCUGUUCCUGAUGCGGGAGCUGGAGAUGAUGGUUGGCGCGCCGGCCGCCGCGUCCUCCUUCCCGACAUUGGAGAGCUGGGGAAUGAUCUGACCUGAUGAUUUAGUUUAGUCCUUCUCUCUUUGGCCGUGCUAGCGCCUUUUAGGUUCUUCUGAUCCGUCCGAUCGAUGCGGGGGUCGGAAGUGGUCGAUGCUUAGCUAAGAUCGUAGUAGAUGCUGUUGUAGAAACUACUCCUUUUUGUUGUGAUCAUGGUAGGAAUGCUCGGGUGUUUUUGCUUUUGUAAAAUAUUUCUAGUGGCUAAUGAAGAUGUUAUUCACUCCUA